Striga hermonthica is the source of this 207-nucleotide messenger RNA. The record is from the annotation of a GenBank genome assembly. Lineage: Eukaryota; Viridiplantae; Streptophyta; Magnoliopsida; Lamiales; Orobanchaceae.
AUGACGACUUCGAGGAGGCUUGCUGACAGGAAGGUUGAGAAAUUUGAGAAGAAUAUAUUGAAGAGGGGUGCUGUUCCUGAGACCAGCACAAAGAAGGGAAGCAGCCUCUCUGUAGGCCCUGUUCUGCUCGGGUUUUUCAUUUUUGUGGUCAUCGGGUCAUCACUAUUUCAGAUAAUCAGGACGGCAACAAGCGGAGGAAUGGCUUGA